Cyclopterus lumpus (lumpfish) is the source of this 1560-nucleotide messenger RNA. RefSeq names its product heme transporter hrg1-A-like. The coding region runs from base 260 to 694 and encodes 144 amino acids. Gene Ontology annotation, molecular function: heme binding; heme transmembrane transporter activity. The record is from RefSeq and is a predicted model, not a curated record. The transcript is spliced from 3 exons. Gene Ontology annotation, biological process: heme transport. Lineage: Eukaryota; Metazoa; Chordata; Actinopteri; Perciformes; Cyclopteridae. Gene Ontology annotation, cellular component: plasma membrane; lysosomal membrane.
AAAGAAGAAGAAGAAAACAACAACAACAACAACAACAACAACAACCCUCAUCAGUCGCGCGUGGUCAUGUUUCACGCGCACCCCGCGCGCGUGUUGGUGACAACAUGCACGAGUCAGCCAGUCACUCUGGCCCCUCGGCUAACCGGAUGCAGUUGUUUUGAAAUUACCAGCACACACACGCGCGCGCGCUCACGCACGUGCACAUGCGCUCGCCCACUGGUGUCGUUGAGUUUGCGGGUCCGUCGGCUCUCCGGUGAACAUGGCCGUUAACAGGACCUACAUCAGUGUCGCCUACGCCGCGGUCGGGCUGCUCUUCGGGGCUUCCGCCUUCCUGGUGUGGAACAUCGCGUUCGGGCAGCCGUGGACUGCAGCCAUGGGGGGGCUGUCGGGUGUGCUGGCUCUCUGGACCCUGAUCACUCACGUCAUGUACCUGCAGGACUACUGGAGGACCUGGCUGAAGGGCCUCAAGUUCUUCUUCUUCAUCGGGGUCUUCCUCUCUCUGGUGUCAGUCGUGGCCUUCGUCAGUUUCAUGUCUAUUGCCAUCGAGAACGAGGAGUCCCUGACGGACCCUCGCAGCCUCUACCUGUCCUGUGUGUGGAGCUUCAUGAGCCUGAAGUGGUCCUUCCUGCUCUCCUUGUCCGCUCACCGCUACCGCAAAGAGUUCGCCGACAUCAGCGUCCUCAGCGACUUCUGAGGGCGCUCGACGUCCCGCGGAGACCCCUCAGACUCUGGGGUCAGAGCCCGGAGUCCAGAAGGUGGUGAAGGACACUUCAAGGUGGUGAAGGACACUUCAAGGUGGUGAAGGACACUUCAAGGUGGUGAAGGAAACGGUUGUGGACGAGCACCCUGGUCCUGGUUACUUCUUUGCUCUUUUUUUAAAGUGUCUGCAGUUUGUUGCUGCAGACUCUUUACAGACAAACCCAGCCCUGUUUUUACAAGACGUUUGAUAGAUGUUCAUUUUCUCAGCACCCGACUCAGUCAUGCAUCUGCACAAUGACAUAAAUCCAAAAUAUGGUAAUGCUUUUCAAGAGUUUCUGUGCUUCCACACACUCUUCAGUGGUAAUUAUGCGUUGCAGUUCAUGCUCUAGCCCCUAGAGGGAGCCAUCCCUCCAACAGUUAAACAUGUACAGUACAAGACGUGUGCUCGACAUCCCGCUUUACAUCGUUGUGUUAUUUAAAUGAAUGAUGACAUGUUGCACACAUCGCAGUGCAUCGCUCCUCAUGGACAUCGUGUCACCCCAAAUCCUGCAGCAUCCUCAUGUAACAAGCACCGCAUGUCCCGGUUUUGAUGUGUCGGUGAACCAUGAAGGGGCAUUUUUUUGAAUGUAAAGAAUUAUUGUUGUAUUUGUAUCCGUGUGAGCCUCAAUCAAGGCUUUCAUUUGUGACUAGUGACGCCACUAUUGUGCAUGCAUGCCUCUUUACAUUGUCCUCAUCUGAACUAUUAAUCAUGCUUAUAUUGUUCACAUUAUUUUUGCUUUAUUUGCUUGUCUCUCCGUUCAUGUGAGAAAUGAAGAAUGAAUGAAUGCGUUUGAGACGUGUGUUAAUAAAACGUUUUAUUCA